AUGAAUAAUGACGAUGAAGAUUAACAACUAUUCAAUGGUAGGUCUCAUUAUAACUAAGAUCAAUUGAGGCCAGGUUCAGCAAUGAGUGCAAAUAAGUAAGGGAUGACAGGCAGUAAACUAGAUCAAUCAUUGAACAGAGUUACUAAUAAAAUGUAUGAAGAUCUGAACAAUAACAGUCCAAGAAUUGAUGAUGAUGAUCUUGAUGCUGCAGAAGAGGAGCAUUAAAUGAGGCAUAAAUUCAACUAGAGUAUGAAAGCCUCUUAAAUUAACAAUUAAAGCAAUGUUCCUAACAGCAAUAGAGGGGGUGAAAAUAGGCUAUUAGCAAGGUUGAAUUAAAAUAGUUCUUAAAAAAGAAACGAUUCAGUUGAUCCAUUAACUCAGCCAGGAACUACUGAGAAGCAGGUUAUUAUUUAGAAAUUAAGAGGGUAAAAUGAAAAGUUAAAGACUGAAUUAAAAAUAUUGACAUCCAAGCUUGAAGAAUUUGUGGAGAGAUCAAAGCAAAAGAAGUAAGAUAGAUAAGUUUAGCCCAAAGAUGCAGAGAAAGAUCAAUAUAUAAAACAAAAGGAACAUGAACUAAAGCAAAGCUAAAAUAAGAUUUAAUACUACAAAAAAGAAAUAGAAGCAAUGAGGAGAUAGAUUAUUUAGCUGGAAGAUGAAAUGAAGAAUAAAGAAAGAAUAUUAAAAGGUUUACAAGAAGAGAAUGAAUCUCUAAUGAAAGUAUAAAAAGAAUAAGAAAAAGCACUGUAAGCUUUGAAUAAAGAAGGGGAUUAUGAUAAAAAAAUAAAUGAGCUGAAUGAAGAACUUAAGAAGUCAAAAGAGCAUCUUAGAAAAUUGCAAUUCAAAUAAAGAGAAGAGGAAAAAAAUAUGAAAAAUUAGCAUGAAUAGCUAAUUUUAUUAGAGGAAAGAUGUAGAAAAAUGGUUUAAUUGAUAAAGGAAAAGAAAAAAGAGAGGUAGAAAUUGAAGGAAGAGUCAGAAAGUCUUUUAAAUGGAGGAACAUCAAAUAAAUACACUUAAGAAGAACUAGAAAAAUUACAGUAGUAACUCAAAGAAGCUGAAUAAGAAAAGUAGCUAGAAGAAAAGAGAUUGAAAGCUUAAAUAUAGCAAUAAGAAUAAUAGAUUAAAUCACUUUAACAUGAACUUGACCUCUUGAAAAUGUAGAUUAAAGAAAAAGAUUCAGAGUAUAGAAUUAAUGAGAUGAAGAUUAGAGAAUUAAGAAGAUAAGUUCCAGCAAGAGUUUUAAAGCCUUUGGAUUAAAAGACUAAGAUGAUGAGUAAUAAAGGUAAAGGACUAAAUGGAGAAGAAUUGAUGUCAAGUUUAGCUCAAUAGUAGUCAACUCCAAAUAUUCCUAAGCCUUAAAAAAAGCCAGCUCCAAGACCAUAGCCACCCUAAAAUUAAUCUAAGAAUGCCACAAUGCAUAAUAAUGAUAAUAACAGUCACAUGAAUAAUCAGAUGUUUACUUAGCAAAUGAUGAAUUAGUCUAUAAAUCGAGAUAUUGAACAAACAUAUUAGAAUAAUUAUAAAUCAGCAGCAGAAAAUCAUCUUCAACAAAAUGUUGAUUAAAAUGAGCUCUAUGAUGAUAAACAUUAGGAUAACUAGAUGAACUCCUCAAAUAAUAACAACUUCCAAAGCAAUACUAACUUAUGA
Stylonychia lemnae is the source of this 1644-nucleotide messenger RNA. NCBI's taxonomy places the organism in Eukaryota, Ciliophora, Spirotrichea, Sporadotrichida, Oxytrichidae. The record is from the annotation of a GenBank genome assembly.